UAGGAGGACUUGCUGUAGUCAAAUUGAAUCAUCACUCUCAGUGAUACCACCAUGGGAUGCUCAGGGCUGUUGAUUUUGGGCUUUGUCCUAAAUGUGUCUCACUGCUUGGACAUGCUGGAUAUGGAGGAGGACAUGGAGAUUGAUCGUAACGUCACUGGGAUCCUUGGAGAGGACAUCUUCCUCCGCUGUCAGUACCUGGGACAGAAUGACAUCACAGACGCCUCAUGGAAACGCCCAGACUCUAGAAUGAAGCGAUCGAUGAAGAAAUUAACAGGCUACAAGAACAACAAGGCUUUCAGCAAAGACCCAGACUUCUCCACCCCAGCCUCUCCCACCAAUCUGACUGUGAAGAUGAGGGUGUCUACUCUGGAGGCUCAGGGGGAGUACACAUGCGUGUUUGCCACUGAUGAAGAGGAGAUCACUAACAGCAUGUUUCUCACUGUCCUGGCUCGGCCUGAUAUCCACACAGAGGUGACAGAGGACACAGACAACGCUACCCACUACCAGUCAGUCACAUGCUCAGCUACCAAUGGUAAACCUGUGGCUCUGAUUCGCUGGGAGAUCAACGGCUGUCCUCCUACUGACAACUCCUCUGUGGGGAUGAGGAACACCAGUUAUACCAAUGGCACUGCCACUGUGACCAGCAUUCUCCGCUUCCCCACCCACCUACAGGACCAGGACAGGGUGACCUGUGUGGUCCAGCACCCAACCCUGCCUGACCCCACCACACAUGUCACAGUGGGGGUGGAGACCUUCAUGGCUCCCAAUGUGACCAUUGAGACAUACCUGGUUCUAGAGGAUGGGGAGGAGUUCUGGGUGGUCACCUGUGGUGCAGCUGGAGGGCGACCCCGAGCUGACAUCACCCUGGUGCUGCUCAAUCGGGAGGCCAGUUCCAUGCUACAGAAGGAGGUUGUCAUGGAUGCAGCAGACACAUUGGUUAGGUCAUACCGCUUCCCAGCUGAGCUUCAUGAAGGGGAAAACAUCACCUGUCUGUUUGACCACCCUAAGUUCCCACACAGAGAGCUACGGAGCACCACUUUGCCGGCAUUCUAUCUGUCUGCUGUUCGGCUGCUGAACCCAGGGUUGGCAGACCGCAGCAACAAAAGCCAGGCUGUAGAGUCAGUGGUUCUGGAGGAAGGACAGAGCAAAACCACCAUCGGGCUAAAGGUCGUUGGGGAUGUACCACGUUACAGUAUCGUAUGCACCAAAGAAGAGCAGUCUCUCCCUGAGGGUGUGGAGGUGAUUGGCAGUGCUCUAACCCUGCAGGGUCCUGUGGAGCUCUACCAUGCAGGGCUGUAUGAGUGUGAGGCCUCCUACUACAGCCACAGGGCAUCUGUACUGCUGGACAUUACCGUUAACCCACAAGUCAAGCAGUCUGUGACUGUUCCUCCCAGCAUAAGGAUUGAUGUCCAGGACAGACUGGGUAACAGGUUCAUUGAGUGCCUGGCUGCAGACUCCGUCCCUGUUGCCAAUGUGUCCUGGGUUCUACCUGAGGGUGUGUCUGGGCCCUCCUGGUCCAGUCUCACAUCCCAUAAUGGAACCCACUCUGUCAGCAGUGUGUUAGUCCUGCCUGCCUGCUCAGCCCAGGAGCUCAAUAUGGAGUGUGUGAUAGAUCAUUCUGUGUUUGUGUUGCCAGAGAGAAGACAGAUAACACUCCCUGUGUGUGCUCCUCCUAACAUCACCAUCCAGUCCAGCUCUGAGUGGGAGGAAGAUGUAGCAUACACACUAGUGCAGUGCACUGUGGACAGUGUUGGACCUGCUGCCACUAUCUCCUGGAGUCUUGGAGACAGGGACAGUGACAAUAGUACCAGUCAGCUUAAAGAGGGGCAGGAGCAGGAUCAGGGGCAGCCUGAGCACCAUGCCAAUGGCUCUGUGACGGUCUGUAGUGUGUUGAGGCUCCCCACUUCCACGUUCUCUGGUCAGAAUGUCACCUGUGUGGUGGAUCAGCUGGGUCUUGAAAGGCCAGAGAGAAGAGGGAUACUGCUGCGUGGAUUGGAGUCCCCUGUGAUGCGUGUUUUUGUUGCGAGGCAGAGCAGAUCUCUGUGGCUGGCUGUGUGUGAGUACAGAGGGGACGGGAUCAGAGCACACCUCUCUUGGGUUCUACCUGACAACACCACAGGCCACAUCUCCUUCCGCUCUGGGUAUGAAGGUGUGAGAGUGCUAACCAACCUCACCUAUGAGUUCCCACUGGCCCUCCACGAGGGACAGGACCUGACUUGCCUCUUUCAAAAUCACCAUGGACUUAAGGAGAGGAGAACAGUCCAUGUCCCCAGAUACUACAUAUCAUCUGUCAGACUACUGAACCAAACCACUCCCCUGUACAAACAUUAUGGAGAUGAGUCCGUCAUACACCGAAUGUCUCUAAAGGAGAAUUUCCAAAACCAGAGGAUCCUGCUCAAAGUCUAUGGCAGUGUACCAACUUACAACCUCACCUGUCACAGAAAUGAUGGCUCAUUGGUCCAGAUGGAUGGCGGAGCUCUGUUGUUCCAAUCAAAGGUCACGGAGCAGGAUGCGGGCCUCUACACCUGCCACGCCUCUUUCUACCACCAUAAGGCCUCAGUCCUCAUUCAAGUGGAGGUCACCAGUGAAGAUAAACAGCUCAUGAUGGUCUUCAUCGUCUGCUUCUCCUCGGCUGCGGCCAUCUCAAUCCUCCUCAUUGUCACUUUGUGUGUUUUCUGCAAAAUAAAUGGAGGAGACCGCCCAGCAUCUAAGAAGCGCGAGUCGCUGGCACCCCUGACCUCUCUGACCCAGGACCUGUGCUCUCCAGAGUUGAGGAAGGGGAAGGCAGCAGUGACAGUACCAGGAGGAGGAGGCCAGGAGUACAACCAGCUGCUCCGCUACUCUAUUGUCAUUGAUGCCAGAUCCACUGUGUAAAUAACAGGGAGCACUACUUGUGCACUGUAUAGGAAAUAGGGUAUCAUUUGAGUCUGGUUGAUUUAGUUUGGUAGGUAAAAAAAAAACAUACUCAGUAAAUGCAUUUUAAAAAACUUGACAAGGAUAUCGCAAAGGUCAGAAACUUAUUUCCAUUGUGGUCCCUAAAUUCCAUGGUGCAAAAACAUUACAACAUCACAUACAGUUGAAGUCGGACGUGUACAUACACCUUAGCCAAAUGCAUUUAAACUCUGUUUUUCACAAUUCCUGACAUUUAAUCCUAGUACAAAUGCCCUGUCUUAGGUCAGUUAUGAUCACCACUUUAUUUUAAGAAUGUGAAAUGUCAGAAUAAUAGUAGAGAGAAUGAUUUAUUUCAGCUUUUAUUACUUUCAUCACAUUCCCAGUGGGUCAGAAGUUUACAUACACUCAAUAUCAUUUGGUAGCAUUGCCUUUAAAUUGUUUAACUUGGGUCAAAUGUUUCAGGUAGCCUUCCACAAGCACAAUAAGUUGGGUGAAUUUUGGCCCAUUCCUCCUGACAGAGCUGGUGUAACCGAGUCAGGUUUGUAAGGCCUCCUUGAUCACACAUGCUUUUUCAGUUCUGCCAACACAUUUUCUAUAGGUUGAGGUCAGGGAUUUGUGAUGGCCACUCCAAUACCUUGACUUUGUUGUCAUUAAGUCAUUUUGACAUAACUUUGGAAGUAUGCUUGGGGUUAUUGUCCACUUGGAAGACCCAUUUGCGACCAAGCUUUAGCUACCUGACUGAUGUCUUGAGAUGUUAUUUCAAUAUAUCCACGUAAUUAUCCUUCCUCACGCUUUUUUAUGGCAGUUUUGGAGUGGUGGCUUCUUCCUUGCUGAGCGGCCUUUCAGGUUAUGUUGAUAUAGGACUCCUUUUACUAUGGAUAUAGAUACUUUUGUACCCGUUUCAUCCAGCAUCUUCACAAGGUCCUUUGCUGUUGUUCUUAGAUUGAUUUGCACUUUUCGCACUAAAAUACAUUAAUCUCUAGGAGACAGAACGCGUUUCCUUCCUGAGCGGUAUGAUGGCUGCGUGGUCCCAUGGUGUUUAUACUUGCGUACUAUUGUUUGUACAGAUGAACGUGGUACCUUCAGGCUUUUGAAAAUUGCUCCCAAGGAUGAACCAGACUUGUGGAGGCCUGUAAUUUUUUUUCUGAGGUCUUGGCUGAUUUCUUUUGAUUUUCCCAUGAUGUCAAGCAAAGAGGAACUGAGUUUGAAGGUAAGCCUUGAAAUACAUCCACAGGUACACCUCCAAUUGACUAAAUGAUGUCAAUUAGCCUAUCAGAAGCUUCUAAAGCCAUGACAUAAUUUUCUGGAAUUUUCCAAGCUGUUUAAAGGCACAGUCAACUUAGUGUAUGUAAACUUCUGAUCCACUGGAAUUGUGAUACAGUGAAUUAUAAGUUAAAUCAUCUGUAAACAAUUGUUGGAAAAAUGACUUGUGUCAUGCACAAAGUAGAAGUCCUAACCGACUUGCCAAAACUAUAGUUUGUUAACAAGGUAUUUGUGGAGUGGUUGAAAAACUAGAUUUAAUGACUCCAACCUAAGUGUAUGUAAACUUCCGACUUCAACUGUAGAUAGAUACAUUACACAGACAUUUUUUUUUUUCAUUAGCAAGCUUUUGACUGUAGGCAACCACAGGCUUGUACUAUAUGUCAGAGAACAUUCAGAUGGGUCUGCUGACCCAGCUAGAGUAUUCUGUGCAUCACUCUUACGUGAUUCAUGCCAGGAUAUUAAAAUGCAUUAUUUUGUGAAUUUUUCAUGAUUUUUUGUUUUGUUUAUUAGUGUAUUAUUAUGUAUGUCAUGCUUUGGUUUUUUCAAUAAUCGUAAUAUGUUGUAAAGAAAUGAUGUUGAGCGUAGCAACUGUUUGUUUUACUGUUUUUGAUUUCUGGUCCCCACAAGUAUUAAACUUUGAAAGGUUGUUCAUUUUGGUUAUCUAAUGUUGUAAAAUCCGGAGCAUUAUCAUUAAAGUUACUGUAAAUGUG
Molecule: messenger RNA, 4865 nt
Organism: Oncorhynchus nerka (sockeye salmon)
Lineage: Eukaryota; Metazoa; Chordata; Actinopteri; Salmoniformes; Salmonidae
Exons: 15
Coding region: 52-2874 (940 amino acids)
Biological process (GO): homophilic cell-cell adhesion; heterophilic cell-cell adhesion
Cellular component (GO): adherens junction
Source: RefSeq, a predicted model, not a curated record